This is a messenger RNA of Mirounga angustirostris (Northern elephant seal), 1080 nucleotides long. RefSeq names its product heat shock transcription factor family, X-linked member 4 (gene HSFX4). The record is from RefSeq and is a predicted model, not a curated record. Gene Ontology annotation, biological process: regulation of DNA-templated transcription. Gene Ontology annotation, molecular function: sequence-specific DNA binding; DNA-binding transcription factor activity. Bases 1 to 1080 code for a protein of 359 amino acids. The transcript is spliced from 2 exons. Lineage: Eukaryota; Metazoa; Chordata; Mammalia; Carnivora; Phocidae.
AUGGCUGGUCAGAGUACCGACAAGGUAUACCAAGUCAAGCUGCCUCCCCCUGGUGAUGGGGAGGCAGCAACAGAGGUCCCACCUAAGUCCUCCCUGGAACCAAAUUUGGAUUCCAGGGAGGUUUUAGAGAAGCAUGAGGACCCAGCUGGGAGCCGAGAUCCAGAUCCCCAAGACGACCCACAGCCACAGGCCCCAAACCUGGGUGCCGCCAAUGUGGGACAAAACAUUUUCGGGCUCUCCUUCCCGAGGAAGCUCUGGAGCGUCGUGGAGGACACCACCUUCACGUCCGUGCGCUGGAAUGACGACGGCGACACCGUGAUCAUCGACGAAGACCUUUUCCAGAGGGAGAUUCUUCGCCGGAGGGGCCCAGAGAGAAUCUUUGAAACUGACAGCUUGAAGGGGUUCAUCCGCCUAAUGAACCUGUACGGGUUCAGCAAAAUACGCGCGGACGACCCUCCGGUUCACGCCCCGGGGAACAAGAGGAUGAUGAUGUACCGCAACUCCAACUUCCGGCGAGACAGGCCCGUGCUGCUCGAGAAUAUUCAGGCAAAAGGUAACCUGAGAACUGGCACCGGGUGGCUAGGAAGCAGUGCAACACCUCUAAAGAGGAAGAAGCAGGUAGCGGCGACGAGACGUUCCCCACGAACCCAUCACAACGAAUCCACCCAGGAGGACAAGGCGGAGCCCAAAGAAGCCCCAAAUGUUCAGGGACCCAGUGGCACCCAGGCCUUUUCCUUCACUGGGAUCUGGGCCCUGAGCGGCGUAGCCAGAUAUGCCAUGGCAAAUCGGGGCCCAAGUGAGCCGGGGGGCCCAAGUGGGGAGGGCACCUCCAGGAAUGUGAUGUUUGCGCCCCCGGCUACUGCCGGAAGGGGCGGCGCGGGGGAGCUGCCCGCUGCCCCCCCGCCCUACCCAGAUUAUGAGUCCGUGCUGUCGCUGUACAACACCUGUUAUUCCAUCCUGCUGGCUGCCCUUUUGUUCAUGUCCCCACACGAGGCCCCCAGUGAGAACGAGGAGCAGGAGGAUUCCUCAGACUACAAGUGUGCACUCUGUGAACACUUCAAGGACAACCCGGGUCCCUAA